UCUCUCUGUAUUCUCGAAGAUAAAUGAUUAACCCUUCAUAAGUUUUUUCUUCCGCGUCCCGAUUACGGCGUCGUUUGGGAACCCUAUUCGUGUGUCAUACGCACUUCUCCUCGAUAGUAAAGUCGGCAUGGGACGAAGAAAAAGGAGAAAGCUUCCGGCGCCGGCGGUGGUUACUUCAUCCCCGGUCCCUCCGCCGGCGCCGUGGAUCGAUUUGCCCGAUGAUUUGACGGCGAAUAUCCUCCAACGGCUGGAUCCUAAAGAGAUAUUCGAGAGUGCGCAGAUAGUGUGCACCACGUGGCGGAGAGUCUGCAAGGAUCCCGCCACGUGGCGCGUGCUUGAUUUGAAUUAUCGAUAUUAUGAUUCCGCGCACCGCAAAUUUGAGACCAUUUGCCGUUGCGCGGUAGAUCGCAGCCAGGGACAAUUGGUCGAGUUAACGGUUACCGCUUUUGGAGAGGAUAGGCUGCUAAACUACGUAGCCGACCGAUCGAGUAAGCUUCGACGCCUUACACUUGUGGACUAUGCUAUAUUCGGAGAAUCUUUUGUCGAGGUGAUGAAAAAACUGCCACAAUUGGAAGAGUUGCACCUUAUCGGGACUAUAUUCAUUGGCCCCGAAGAUAUUGAAAUAAUUGGCAUCUCUUGCCCCAUGUUGAAAUCGUUUACGUAUAAUGAACCCCGGCGUGUGACUCCAGAUAUCUUCGAAGAUUUGUGGGAUUAUGAUAACACUAUCCCCAAUGAGCUUGGUGUAGUAAUUGGAAAAACCAUGCCUAAUUUGCGUUGUCUCCGAAUUUUGGAUCAGCGGAUGAACAAUAAGGGACUAGAAGCGAUCCUCGAUGGCUGCCCCCAUCUUAAAUCACUCGAUCUUCGGCAAUGCUCUGGCCUUGAACUGCAAGAAUGGGAUUGUCUAGGCAAAAGAUGUUCUAAGCAAAUGAAAGAUUUGAGGCUCCCUUCUGACUCUACCAUUGAUUUGGAUUGGCUUACCACCAAUCCAUUUGAAUGUGAUGAUGUGGAUUGGGAUGAAUUAUUAUCAAAUUCUAGGAUGGUCGACGUCUUUGAUUUCAGCUAUUGGAAGCAGAAUAGUGAUAGUGAUAGUGAUUAUGAUUAAUUUUUUGAAGAUUAUAAUGGUUAAAGUGCUAGGUCCUGAGAUGUUAGGUUGAUUAACAAUGGUGCUACUUUACUUUUAUGUUACUCAUUUAAAU
Salvia hispanica is the source of this 1196-nucleotide messenger RNA. Its product is annotated as putative F-box/LRR-repeat protein 9. The record is from RefSeq and is a predicted model, not a curated record. Gene Ontology annotation, molecular function: protein binding. Lineage: Eukaryota; Viridiplantae; Streptophyta; Magnoliopsida; Lamiales; Lamiaceae.